This is a messenger RNA of Boeremia exigua, 3486 nucleotides long. RefSeq names its product RAM signaling pathway protein-domain-containing protein. The coding region runs from base 337 to 3099 and encodes 920 amino acids. The transcript is spliced from 4 exons. Gene Ontology annotation, molecular function: protein binding. The record is from RefSeq and is a predicted model, not a curated record. Lineage: Eukaryota; Fungi; Ascomycota; Dothideomycetes; Pleosporales; Didymellaceae.
GCCGAUCUCCCCGCGGGAGGCUGCACGAGCACAACGGUGCGGUCACGUGACGUGGAUGUUCGCGACCACACUCGACACAGCAGCGACAGAGGCCCGCCUGCACGGCUUCGACGAUAGCGGACAGUCACGGGACAGGCCGUGGAGGCUCCACGCUGCAGCAGACAGGACGCGGUUCCAGCGGCGGCGACAGGGCUGCGUUUCCGCGGGCGACUGGCUGUGACUGGCCCGACCACCCAUGUCAGGAACGCCGCCGACUAGCGCAAGGUACGCUGGCGCUCUCGACGACACCGCACCGCGCACCAACGUCGCCCCCGACAUGUCUGCCCGCCGCUCGCCAUGAGCAACGACGCGCCCGUCCCGAUCCCGGACGACGAGGUGGUCGCCCUCGCAAAGGCGGCCUUCAGCCACUCGCGCCAGGACAUCAGCCAGCGUGGCCCCGACGCCCCGCGCGAGGUGCAGCAGCAGCACACGGGCAUUACCAUCGACCUGGGCCACAAGAACAUCGCGCGCCUGCCGGACGAGGUCGUCGAUGUCAUCCGCCAGGAGAUCGAGAGGCUCGCCCUCUCGCACAACCUGCUGCAGACGCUGCCGUCGCGCCUGAUCGAGUGCCGCCGCCUGCGCUACCUCAACGUGCGCUACAAUGCCAUGCGCGAGAUUCCCAGCGCCAUUCUCGAGAUGACCUCGCUGGAGAUCCUGGACGUCAGCCGCAACAAGAUCCGCGCCGUCCCGCCGCAGAUUGUCAACCUGACCUCGCUCAAGGUGCUGGCCAUUGCCAAGAACAAGAUCGAGGAGCUGCCCGUGUCGCUGGGCGAGAUGAACACGCUGCAGGUCCUCAAGCUCGACAGCAACCCGCUGACCUUCCCGCCGCCCGACGUCUGCACCAUCCGCGACAACGCCCCCUCGCCGUCCAACGAGAACGAGCGCGAUGCCGUCAUCGCCACCCAGGUCAAGAAGUUCAUGCGUCAGCAGGCCUCCAAGCAGCGCCAGCGCGCCGAGCUCGAGCGCCUGCGCGUCGAGUCCUCCAGCGACGAGAGCUGGACCGAGAGCAACCCCGAAACGCCCCGCCCCAACAAGCGAGCUGCCGGUGCGCGCUUCCCCGUGCGGCCCAGCGUCAGCACCCUCGACGGCUUCGCAGAGGGCCGAGCAGACUCCCCAGGUCUCGCUGGCCCCCUUAUCCCCGGUGCUCCCCCCAUCCCCAGCCGAUCUCACUUUCGUGUGUCCUCGCAGACCAGCAAUAAUGGCACCAAGAUUCGACCUCCAAUCUCGCCCUUGGUCUUGACAAAUGGCUUGAAUGAGCGGAACAGAAGCCAGAGUGAGGGCGCUGGUCCGUCGACUCACCGUCAGAAGCGCAUGGGUAUCUACACCAACAAGCACCAGCCCUCGGAGCAGCUUGGCUCCGUCGACGAGCUGCGACGCACCAGCCAUUUCCGCGGUUUCAGCCAGGGCAUCGUCAUUCCUUCCAUCACAGCCAACGGUGUUUCUGGGCCUGCCACUGCCAUUGGCUACGGCGACACAGGAACGGUCAGGUCGCUGGCGAAUCGCCCGCUGUCUGACGUGCGAGAGCACAGGCGCGGAUCUCGUGCUCCUGACAUCGUUGUCGAGGCUGCCAGGAACUUUCUCUAUGCCAUAUCCCAGCUCCACGACUGCGUAUCUCAUAUGGUCCGUGCUAUCAAGCUGACGACGAGGCCAAAGGAGGCGCUUCGCCGAAAGGAAGACUUCUAUCGUCGCUUCUCGAGCGCCUAUCUCAACAUCAGGGCGCUGAGCGACGUUCUCAACAAAUUCGGCAGACUUGUCGAAGAGGACGAGGAGGAAGCACAGAGGCUCUCGAGGAGCGUGUACAUGUAUGCAUUACGAUGUCUGGAAUCGUUCAUGUCGAUCACCCUCUCUAUUGCAGAGAACCGUGUGGAGAUCACGCAAAAUGCGAACCCGCAGGUUCUACGGACGUUUCUAUUUCUUCAACAGGGCAGUUUGAUCGAAAUGAGGAAUGCUUGUUCGGUACUGGGGGCGCAAUUCAAGGAUACGCUUGAAAGCUCACGAAGACCAAGUGCGGCCGACGCACCUAGCACAGUACGCGCAAAGCCACGGGUUCGACGGUUCCCAACAUCGCCACCACAGCGAAGCCAAUACCAGGUGCCACCGCCAGUCAUCUUGCACAGCAAUGAGAACAGCCGGACAAACACAAUGAACAGCAUCAGCGCUGCUACGCCCAGAUCAGGGGAGUCUUUCUCGACUCUGGCUACGACAAUGACCCGGUCAAACACGAUGAACAGCAGCUUUGACGAGUCUGAUGAGGACGCUCAGUUCGACAAAGUCUACCAAAAGCUGAAGCACGCUAGCGAGAGCUGCAGAGCGGCCAUCCCCCAAGCCACACGUCUGCUGAGAGAGCAAUUCGACGCGUUGCGCCGGGACCUGGAUAACGACCAUCCUCGAAUCAAAGCACUUGCUAGCCUCAUUGAUAAGAGCAACGAGGUACAGCAGAUGACGAUUCCUCUUGCGAACCGCCUGUCGCAGAUGCAGCUAAAAGACAGUUACACUCGCAACCAGACGGACUUCUGGCAACAGUGCAUGGGUUUCAUCAAGGCUUGGGGUGAACUAGCCUCUGCGUACAAACAGCAAGGCAAGGAUCACAAGCUUCUGAGCUCUGAGCUGAAGCAGCUGUUGAAACCGCUCCACAUGACGGUCAAAGAGGCCAGUGCUGCCAUCUACAGUUCUCCAUGGUCGCACCUGACGUCCAACAACCCUACCUCAAUGGGUCCACCAUCGCUGUCAUCCAUCACAUCACGCACGCAACCCCCAAGGUUCCACAAUCGGCCAGGCCUAAGCGCUAGCGGGCAUCCUUCCUACCUCAGCAACAUCAACACCCAGGUCCCCACGGCGAACUCAAACUACUCGGCGCAACCCUACUCGACAGCAAGCCUACUGUCACAAGGGUCAGGUGGGUACGGUACCCCUGCAACACCACUAAGUGCUGCUCUCGGCGCCGCAGCGCAAGCCACGGUGCCAAACACGCCCAAGUUCCCGCCCGGCCACGGAUCCGGUACCCUCAAUGUCUUUGAACGAGCAGAUAGGCUGCUGAGCCAAACAUCGCGCCGCAUCUGAACACCCGCAUCCUGAGUACAUUUCCAGCCUCGGCACAUUCAUUCUUUAUAGCGUCUGCAUAGUGUUAUCAUCUGAGCCUUCUUUCCUACAUAGUCUGCACAUCUUAGCGACGGCGUUGUCCGGGUUCCACUCGUUUGCAUGGCAUAUUGGAUUGCAUAUUGUACCAGGUGUUUGUGGUUAUUGGGGUUUAUGGCAUGGCUGGAGUCUCGGCAAGACUAUAUGAAAGUAUGUAUAUGUAUGGCAUGAUCUUCUGACGCAUUUUCUGCACUGAUGUUACUGGAGACAUGGGUGAUGUGAUUGGUACUGAGUGGCAUCAUCCGACUUGACACUUCAUCUCUUAGUCUAUGACAUGGUUCUGUCGAAUACCUACGCAGCCCCGUCCCGAAC